GUAGUAAGGGAAAAAAUGCGUUUGGCUUUUCCCCGUGGAAGAAGUCCGCUUCUGAUAAAUUCAACCAACACAAAGCAAUUUCAUCAACAGCAGCGACAACGACAACGACAACGACAACAACAACAUCGCAUCCCCUCUCUCUCCUCAUUCUUCCUCAAAACUUCCAUUUCUCUCUCCUCUUCCUCAAUUUCUCCCUUCAAAACCCUAACCUUCUUCUUCUCUUCCUCACCUCGAACUUCAUCAAUGGAGGCGGACGACUCCACCAACCAUGGCUUCGAUCGCCCUGAGAUGUUUUCACUCUCCGUGGCUAAUACUGUCGAUGCUUACGAUCGCCAUGUCUUUCUCUGCUACAAAACGCCUGAUUCUUGGCCUGCUAUCGUUGAGAACUCCGAUGCCGAUCCACUUCCUAAACUUCUAUCCUCUGCUCUUAAGGCUCGCAAGGAUGACCUUCCUGUCAAGACUCGUCUGACCAUAUGCGGGGGAUGCAAUGGGGAUGAGUGCUCAGAUGGUGAUAUAUACAUUUUCCCAGAGAUGGUCAAAUAUAGGGGUUUGAAGGAGUCUGAUGUGGAUGCAUUUGUGGAUGACGUUCUUGUGAACGGUAAAACAUGGGCUUCUGAAACGCCUGAGUCCUUGGUUGGUGCAUAUGUUUUUGUUUGUGCCCAUGGUAGCAGAGAUAUGAGGUGUGGUGUAUGUGGUCCUGUUCUCAUUGAUAAGUUCAACGAGUUAAUUGAGUCCAGAGAUUUGAAGGAUAAGGUUUUCGUGAGUGGUUGUUCUCAUGUUGGCGGUCAUAAGUACGCUGGAAAUGUGAUCAUCUUUGGGACAAAUGCUGAGGGCAAGGUUACUGGUGAUUGGUACGGUUACGUCACUCCAGCUGAUGUUUCAGACUUGCUUGAUGUUCACAUUGGCAAAGGAGAAAUAAUAGAAAAGCUAUGGAGGGGCCAAAUGGGCUUGAAAUUGGAGGCUGCUGAGAAAGGAGAUAACAAAUCUCCAACUGAAAACAUUCAGGAGAAAUCGCAGGAUUCUGGAAACGAGGUUAAGGAAAGCUCCACAAGCUGUUGCCAGGGUACAAAUGGAGUUUCAUGUUGCAGGGAUAGCUCUGUUGGCAAUGGUGAAGUUGCAGAAGCAAACUUGAAGAAAUCCACAAACGAGCCUUGCAAGAAAAUCAGGGUAUGCUUGCCAGCUUGGACAGGGAAAUGGGAGCAAAGUGAUCUUCUGAUGGCUGGUGCAGUUGUUGGGGCUGUAGCAACUGUUGCUGUGGCUUAUAGCAUCUUCAGAAGGUCGGCAUAGGUUCUCGAAAUGUCUGCUUGCAAUUUGUUGUGUGAAUGAUGAUCUUUUUGUAGCAAGAUGUAAACAAUGAUUCUUAAACCCACACCUUUGGUUACUGGUUAACUGCUAGUAUAGCCCUUAAAAGGUAGGGAUAGAUUUGGGUGAUUCGGUGGGAUUUUAAGAUGAAUCACUUCGAUGUACCAAUAUAUUGCUUCUUAAGCACUGCACAGUUUAUAUGUCGGGGGAUUGGAGAAUCCUUGUCUGAAAUUGAAAUUGAUCUGUACUUCUUUGCUAGUAAA
This is a messenger RNA of Spinacia oleracea (spinach), 1565 nucleotides long. RefSeq lists its product as uncharacterized. The transcript has 5 exons. The coding region runs from base 16 to 1287 and encodes 423 amino acids. The record is from RefSeq and is a predicted model, not a curated record. NCBI's taxonomy places the organism in Eukaryota, Viridiplantae, Streptophyta, Magnoliopsida, Caryophyllales, Amaranthaceae.